AUGCUUCUUACAAAUUCAAAUUUUUCAAUAAAAGAAGAUGAGGGUGAUGGAAAUUUAAAUACACCAACCGAUUUUCAAAUAAUUUUCAUACCAGAAAUAAAGGAUGAAAUAAUUGUAAACAAAUUUGAGCUAGAAGAAAAUUUACUUGAAAUAAAUGAGAAACAGAUUAACUCUACUGUAAAAAGUCUGCGAGAAGCUAGAAAACCCAUUAAAAUAAAUAAACAAAAGGAACUAGGUGCUGUCGAAAAACAAAAUCAUUCAACAGUCAAAAGAUUGAGAAAGGCUCGUAAGCCAAUUAAGUUCAAAUUACAAAACAAUGAAAUCACCGAAAUCAUAGAUAAUUUCCGAGGGCGAAUUGUGAAAAAAAUACGUAAAAAGAAAAAACAAAUUGAAGAAAACUUUCCAGAAAAUAAUAACAACGUAGAGGAGUCAGAAUUAAAACAAAAAAAGAAACGAUUUAAAAAUCAAAUUAAACCAGAAAGUUGUGUUGAAAUAGAACCCGAAAUUAUUGCCAGUUUGGAAAAUAAUGAAUUCUUUCAACAGUACAAUGAUUCAAUCAAAGGUUUUAAAUGUUGCCAAUGCGGAAAAAAGUUUCCUACUAACACAAAGUUACGUAUCCAUGAGCGUAUCCACACGGGAAACAAACCGUAUCAAUGUCGACAUUGUAACAAAACAUUUUCGAAUGAAAAUGCAUUACUAACACAUGAACCGGUCCAUUUACGUAAAACAGAUUUUCAAUGUCGUAUUUGUUUAAAAUAUUUUGCAACAAAUAGUAGUUUAAGUGCACAUGUUUAUACACACACGGGGGAAAAACAAUAUAUGUGUAGUGUGUGUGGAAAAUCGUUUGUGUUUGCAGCACAUUUAAAAAAUCAUGAAAAAAGUCAUCGAGAUUCAUCAUUAGUAUGUAUGGUAUGUGGGAAAAUGUUUAAAGAUAAAGGUACGUUGUCACGGCAUGUAAAAGCUCAUGCAGGAUUUAAAAGAUACCGCUGUAAAAUGUGUAUAGAACAAUUUUCAUCGUACAGUAGUUAUAAAGCACACGAAUUUAUUCAUACAGGUAUAAAACCAUUUAAAUGCCGGUAUUGUCCAAAAACUUUUUCUUAUAAAGCAAAUAUCAGUUCACAUGAGCGGGUUCAUACGGGGGAACGACCCUACAAAUGUAAGCAAUGUGAUAAAGCCUUUAUUGUGAAAGGAACAUUAAAACGGCAUGAAAAAUCACAUACGGGUGAAAAGAAUUACGCGUGUGAUGAGUGUGAUAAAUGUUUUUAUACACAAAGCCGGUUACUGGAACAUCAAAAUACACACAAAGGUGAGAAACCGUUUCGAUGUUCGAGUUGUUAUAAAGCAUUUACAUAUCGUACAAAUUUAAGCGCCCAUGUUCGUACUCAUAAUAAAAAUAAUAAUUUAGAUCAUCAAGUGAAAUCAUAUGGUGAGGAAUUCAAUAUACAAACACAAAUCGUAAGCCAUGAAUUUCAAAAUUUAUCUUCGGAUGCAAUAUUCAUUCCGCUAACUAUGCCUAGAACUAAUUAA
Molecule: messenger RNA, 1527 nt
Organism: Chrysoperla carnea
Lineage: Eukaryota; Metazoa; Arthropoda; Insecta; Neuroptera; Chrysopidae
Product: zinc finger protein 69-like
Exons: 2
Coding region: 1-1527 (508 amino acids)
Source: RefSeq, a predicted model, not a curated record